GGACUCCAUCUCUGCCAUCUCUUUCCUCUCAGACACCAAAUGUGAGCUGAAAUUUGCUACUUGAGCAAUGAAGACUGAGAAAAGCUGUGCGGAAAUAUCGGCGACGCGCCGCCAGGUGAAAGAUCAGCUCCAAAAACCAAGAGAAGAUGUCCCUGAGAAGCAGGAUGAACGGAAAUACGUCGAUUUGGAGUUAGUAAAUGUGAAGACAGAGGCGACAAAACCGCAGCCAGACCGACGUUUUAGUGAGAGAAACCAAAUGUCUUUAAUUGUCUCCAACAGUGGAACCGGAGCGCCGUGCGCACCAGAACGAAAGGAUUUGGCGAUAAAAAGCGAGACAGCUAAUAAGACGAGAGAUAAAGUCACAACUGGGAAAUGUGGAGAUGAUGUCAAACAGCAUCACGCUGAUCUGUCAUCACCAUCAGUUCCUUUUCGUUCAAAUGCAAAUUCAGAGGAUUUUCUCAAAUCGGGAGACACUGGGGGUGGCUCCAUAACGCAGCACGAGGUGUCCAAAACAGAAAGCAACGGAAACCUACAACCAGAUGAAGAGUUAGACAGUGGCGAUAAUUAUCUGGGGGGGAGAAGCGAGCUUGAUGAUUAUGAAGUGGACGAUGAUGUAAGUUUGGUGCUUUCUGAUGACUGCGUUCCGUGCGCAACGGAAGACGAAUCCCAUUACAUUACCACGCACGAGAUCCAGCUCUCAGAGCUUUCUGACCAUGAGGAAGACUACGAAGCCGGCGCGGGCUCUUCCACGAGCUGGGACAUUGAAGAUGACAAUCAGGUUUACUCAUUUGUUGAUUACGCUUCUUUUGACGGCGAUGGAGCGGUGGGCGAGAGGGGGGACGGCCACCGGCCUCGCUCUCAGGGCGCAGCAGCAACAGUCAGCACUCUGCUGGAAAGUGAUCUGCGCGACGCGGCCAAAUUCACCAGCUCAAAUGAGAGUGUGUCAAAGCCCGAGCAGCAACACUGCAGUGGCAACAGUACCGGACAGAUCCACCUGUCAAUCAGAACCACCUCUCGAGCUAUAAAUGACCCUAGCAACAUCCAAGAACAGGAAAAUAUUCUUUAUCAUGCCAGGCGCUCCGGAGACAUGAGUCACUAUGUGUGUAGAGGAGUUGAUGGGGAGGCAGAGACGUUGUGUGACAGGGCAAAAUGUUUUGUAGCAGCACCCGGGCGCUUACACUUUGGCGGCAAAUUGAGGGGGAAAGAAGUCACCGAAUAUUCCAGCGGCACGUCCAGUGCUGUCAGCGAGCUGGACGACGCUGACAAGGAGGUGCGCAAUCUGACAGCCAGAGCCUUCAAGAGCCUGGCCUAUCCUUACUUUGAUGCCAUUAAUUUCAGCACCUCCAGUGAGUCCUCUGCAUCAGAGCAUGGGGUUGGGAUAAACAGAUGGUCCACGUUUGUCGACCUGAAAUAUGGCAACAUGAAUAUGGACCAAAGUGUUGUUUCUCAUCAAAGCUCAGCGGCCUCAUUUGAAAUAGCCAAAACCAUAGAGAGUAGGGGUUAUAAGGGCACUGGAUUGCCAAGCAUCAAAGCGCCCACCAACAAGAUAUUAACUCUAAAUGAAAAUCCCCAAAACGCAUCGUCAUCUUCAAAGAAAAUAGAGCUAAUGGGGAAAUUUGGUCAGGGCCACAGUGGUGUGAUAAGGCUCACAGAGACUCUGAAUUUUCGUUGCAAUGUUAAAUCUGGAAUGUCUGCGGGAGAAAGACGCACUAACUUCACGCAAAACGCAACAGGAUCACGUUCCACAGAUGAAGUUACCAACGGUUUGCUAAGAGGCCAGAGUAGAGGGGCCAGCAAGCCGCCCUCUAAAACCAUGGAAGACACACACAAGAAAGCUAUAUUUGCUUCGAGCCUUAUCAAAAAUGUGAUUUCUAAGAAGAUGCAGUUCGAGCAGGAGCGCAAGAUGGAAAGAGGAGAAAUAAGUGAGCCGCAGCAGACGCCUUCACCCUGCUUUUUGCACCAGGAUAGUGACUGCCUCAGAGGGAAGGCGAGCAGGGAGCUGCACAGACAGAGCUCCAAGUUUUCCGAGAGCAGCUCCGACUACGCCAUAAUAUGCUUAAAUGAAUUAGGGGAUGUCGUGGACAGCGGCUCGUGUGAUACCAAGAGCGACUUUCAGAGAGAAGAAACAGCCGCUCCAGCAGCAGAAACUAAUUUGGAACCGGCGAAUGAAGUUGGAAUUGAUACUAAAAAAGGCGCACGGGAAGCAUCCAAAAGCACGCUGCUUCGCAGCCAAAAUAGCGCCUUCAGAUGUUGGAAGGAUGAGGAGCUAGAGUUUCAAAAGGAUCAUAAAAACGGUAAAACACCAGGGGAGAAGCUGCUUUCAGCUAACGACAAAGAGGGUGAAGUGGAUCGGUACUCUGCAGACAACAGCAAACUGAAGAAAAUGUCUCAUUUAUUUGUGCCAAGUAUCCAACUGCUACCCAGUGAAGGAGAAGCCACACACCAGCUGCAGAGCAGGAAUUAUUCUCCGUGCGGACAUGGAGGUGCAACGAAAGUACACCCUGACAACUCUCUGUAUAUUACAGACUCCAGGAGUCUGACUACAUCUAAAUCUCCGGAAAUUAAAAUUAACUUAAGGCGCGUCAAAGAUAAUAAAACUGAGCCUUUUGGCGUCUCCAAACUGCGCGCUCAUAAUAUAGGCUGCAACACGAGCAACCUCACGAGUACAGAUCACUUCAAUUGCCAAGCCCUUGCUACAGCUUUGAAGGGUGAGUCUUCAGAUAAAGUUCCGCAUUUCAUGGUUAGAGACAUUAGAGAUAAUAAGGGGAAGCUGCAGACACCCAUUUAUCAAGUGAGAGACGUGCGUAAGCUGGUUAAAAGUUCCUAUCACUUUGUUUCUUUGGAUAACAACGAAAAUAAAUCCAAUAUUGCUUCUGCUGACAGCCACCCAGAACAACAGCAAAACAAGCAACUGCCCAAUCAAAAUAUUCAUUCUGUGUCCCCGAUAGUGAUUAAGUGUCAGUCUGUGAAUACUAACGGGAAACAAUCUGGAAAUCCUGAAGUAACUAAACGGGAGCCGUUUGAUGCAGACAGAUCACCACUAGAGGGCGUUAAAAAUGCUCAAAGGGCUGCAGGGACCGCAUGUCAGCUCCCAAAUAAUUCCGCACAGGGAAACACUGGUUUAAGAACUGAAAGCAGAACAUCGUCAAAGAAGCAAGAGAAAAUCUCAGAUAUCAUAGAUAAAAAACCUGCAUCAAAGUUGCCAAACCAAGCAGCUCUGGAAAAACUCCAGGCUGCUGUGAAAACAAUGGAGCAGCUUUAUGUGUUUGAAAAAAAUGAAUGGAAAAGGAAGAAUGAACCCCAGCCCCUUACAGACAGCCACGUGCUUUCACUGAUAGCCAGCGAGGAGCAUGCAGGAUACGAAGAGGAAACUGCAAGGGGGUCUAAUGUGGACAAGUCCGCCAGAAGAGACUCCCACUCUAACACAGACAAGGCACUGGCGGCAGGAGCAGGAGAGAGCCUGCUGAGACAGGAUGAGAAAGACCUACUCAAAGCCCUUCCCACACCUGGUGGCUGUGAUGGCAGGCCUAAGUCAGUGCAAGCCCCUAGCACCACAGAGAGCAAAAACAUGUUCAGCCUCAGCUCCAGUGUCAAGGUCUCCACAACUUCAAAGAUGCCCCAACCAAACACCAUCACACAAACACCUUUUAGUACCAAAAGCUUUGUACCGAAGUCCCCCAAAUUGCCCAGGUCAUUAACAAUCAAAGAGACAAGGCCAACUGGGAAUGAAGAAGUGGGACUGAAGGAAGUGGACAGAUUUGCACAGGAAUUUUCAGCUGACAGUGAGAACUACUUAGCUAUUCCAGUCAAGUCUCACCCUAGCAAAAGUAAACAGUCUUCAUCUGCUGAUAAAGCACCGGUCUAUAUGUUCUCCACCCAGUCACACCCAACUACACCUCCAGGACAUGUGGACUCUGGCAGCAGAGGUCCAGAAGACUACAAACAGACUGCUAAACACUCCAGCAUUGUAAUGGAGACACGCUCACCAGAGAUCCCUUCUGCUACACUCUACCAUUCGUUGCCACUGGGCAUGUCCGCCAAUCAGUCACAGGUCUACUGCUUCUCCCCAGCAAUCACCCCAGCGCCCACCCUGGACCCGUUCCAGGCCACCCAGAGGAAGAUGCUCCUGGAUCCCACCACUGGAAACUAUUACUUGGUAGACACUCCAGUGCAGCCUGCUACUAAGCGUCUCUUUGAUCCAGAAACAGGCCAAUAUGUGGAUGUGCCUAUGCCACAGCCGUCCAUGACACCUGUACCUAUGGCCAUCUCACCUUUAGCCCUCAAUCCUGGCUUUUAUGGUCACACAUACAUGAUCUACCCGGGUCUCAUGCCACCACCUUCAGUGAUACCUAGCAGGGCAUUUCUACAGUCGCAGAUGUCCGUGCAGUCAGAGGUAGAGAGCGAUGACAAAACCUCUUCACAGCAGACUGAGGGCAUGUACAUUGAGAGUCCUUUCUACAUGUCCACUGGAAAAUCUUCCCAGGUGGCGUCAGGUGUUCAACAGCAGGCUGCUGCCAACAGGCCGCAGCAGGGCUUUUCCAGCAUCAAGCAGCCGGUCAUCAGCAUCACCUCCCAGCAAGGCCCCCGGAUCAUUGCCCCACCCUCAUUUGAUGGAACAACCAUGAGCUUCGUGGUGGAGCACAGAUGA
Archocentrus centrarchus (flier cichlid) is the source of this 4648-nucleotide messenger RNA. It is a transcript of the gene cunh4orf54, whose product is annotated as chromosome unknown C4orf54 homolog. The coding region runs from base 68 to 4648 and encodes 1526 amino acids. Lineage: Eukaryota; Metazoa; Chordata; Actinopteri; Cichliformes; Cichlidae. The record is from RefSeq and is a predicted model, not a curated record. The transcript has a single exon.